Meira miltonrushii is the source of this 2271-nucleotide messenger RNA. Its product is annotated as alpha/beta-hydrolase. The record is from RefSeq and is a predicted model, not a curated record. Gene Ontology annotation, cellular component: cytosol. The transcript has 5 exons. NCBI's taxonomy places the organism in Eukaryota, Fungi, Basidiomycota, Exobasidiomycetes, Exobasidiales, Brachybasidiaceae. Gene Ontology annotation, biological process: proteolysis. The coding region runs from base 1 to 2271 and encodes 756 amino acids. Gene Ontology annotation, molecular function: serine-type endopeptidase activity; oligopeptidase activity.
AUGCGACUUUCCGUACGAACUCUGGUCUUUGUUGCGACUUUGAUCGCUUUGGUUGUUUGGCCGAUCGAAGGCAAUAACCACAAACAUCCUUCUGCUCGUAGACUCGUAUACCCUCCAGUGCGCAGGGUCAAUCAAACUUGGUCUUAUCGUUCAGCAAAAACGAAUGGCAAUGUGACUUUUGAUGAUCCAUACUACUGGCUAGAAGGAUCAAAUGACGAUAAAGAUAUUCAACAAUUCAUCGCCGAUCAAUCCAACGUUACGGAAACGUACAUGCAAGGCUGCAAGGAGAAAGAUGCGAUCCUUAAAUCACUUACCGAAGCCAGCACGUAUGACAGAUACAAUGAUGUCGAGCUUAUUGAACCAAACAAGGGCGGAAAUCCUUUCUAUAUCUAUAGCCUCAUUCGAGCAGGCGAUCAACCACCGGUUUGGUACACAGCAUCUGUUGCAGAAUUCAAAUCUGGCAAGAAAAUCAAUUUCGAAACACCUCCUGGCAAGCCAUUCCUUAAUGAAACAUUGUUGAGUCCAGACGGUACAGACAGCAUCCUUUAUCACAGUACAUCGCCCGACGGAAAAAUAUUUGGCUACCUCGUCGUAGGAAAUGGUGAAGUAGGAACAUGGUAUUUCCGCCGCUUUGAUUCUCCAUUGGUGAAUGUCAAGACGAGGCCGAGCGGUGGAGAAGGACGAUUGAAUGACACCCUUCUGUUGAGUUCUGAUGCGAUUUUAUGGACUCCUGAUAGCGGUUGUAUUUUCUAUUCGCAGACUGUUAAUUCAAAUGGUGGCACAAAUACAGAUCUAGACUACAAGAUUCGUUAUCACGCUUGGGGGACUGAUAAUACAAACGAUAUUACGGUAUUCGAUGGAAAAAAUGCUGGUGAAUUAGGGAUUCUCACUUAUUUCUUCGCUUUUUUGAGCAAUGACGGUCGCUGGCUUAUCAUCUCGGGAUCUUACGAGGUAACGACUGAGAAUAUGGUUUCUUAUGCCACUUUGCUCGAAGUAAUCAACAACACGUUUUACAUUAAAACAAACAAAGAUGCAAAAAAUUUAAAAGUUUCCAAGAUUCAUCUCGACUGGAAUAAAGCAAAACAAGUGAAAGACUUUACAGAGCUGCAAGAUAGGCCGGAAGUGAUUGAUGUGAUUCCUGAGCGCAACAAUGCUUCAAUAACCCCCUUUGAUUUCGGACCUUAUAUGAUUGCUCAAGACAAGAUUGCAGCUGUAUACGUGGAGAACGGCCAAUAUACUUUGUAUGUGUACCAUGCCGAAGAUGGUAGAUUGAUUCAGCGAUUGAUACCAGAUGCGAAAGGUAGAAUUUUUCAGGUGACAGGAAACCAGGACAGCACUACGCUCAUUGUAGCAUUCACAACUUGGAAUCAUCCGAGGGUAUUAUAUGAAUUCGUGGUCAAUGAUGAUCACGUAGACACUUCUAUUGUCACGGCUCAACGUAUCACAGGAGCGAAUCCGGAUGACUUUACGAUUGAGGAGAUCUAUGCUACUUCCAAAGAUGGUACAAAAGUACCCUAUUUCAUAACAUACCGCAAAGGCACUAGAAAGGACGGAAAGAGCCCUUUAUGGUUACACGCAUAUGGUGGGUACGGUAUAGUCGAUAACCUUUACUACAAACCGAGCUAUUUUGACUUUUUACGAAGCUAUGACGGAUACUUUGUCUGGGGAUCACCACGAGGUGGCGGUGAUAAAGGAGGCGAUUGGCAUGAUGCUGCGACUGGAUUGAAGAAACAGAAGACAUUUGAUGACACUCUUGCAAUACUCAAUAGUGUGGUUGCCUUGAAAUACACUUCACCUGGAAUGAUCAUCGUAGAAGGAGUCUCGGGAGGUGGAAUGCUUUUCGGUGCGGUAACAAAUCAAGCAGCUCAAGGCUUAAUUGGAGUAUCUCUUUUGGUAAGAGCACCUUUGGAUAUCUUUGAAUUUGAAUUACGUAACACUAUAGGAGCCUUUAAUCGUGAAGAGUUGGGAGAUGUUACAACUCCGGAAGGAUUUGAUGCCGUCUUUGCAUGGUCACCAUAUCAGAACAUCGAUCCACAUAAGAGCUAUCCCGCCGUAUUUCUAACGCCUGGAACUGGUGACGAAAGGGUUCCGCCCUCACAUAGCUACAAAUUCCUUUCCAAACUUCAAUAUCUUCAUCCGAACAACAAGUCGCCACUUUUGAUGUACGUGCAAAAGGAUAAAAAGGGGCAUAUUGCUAGCACAGCUGAAGAGAACAUUUAUCAGUUCUGUAUCAUUGAAGAAUCCUUAGGGAUCUCGAGAAGAAAAAUGUAG